AAAUUGAAAUGUCAUGUCAAUGACACCCGUCAUAAAAACAAAUCAUGAAAAUGAAAUGAAUCAAUUCCUUAUUUUACUUCCUUUGAAUUGGAUUGUUUACAUAUUUUCUUACACCAAUUGAACAUUGUAAAUUAAAUAAUAAGCAUAAGUUUUCUGUCUUGUUUAAUGAAUGUGAAUUGAGUGGUUUUUUAUUUUCUAAAUUGGUUUACUAUAAAAUAAAAAUGAUAGAUACUUUUGUUCAAAUAGAAGAAUGUAUCAAUAAUUGUUUAAUAAGUAAACUUUCUACACCUUAUAAUGAGAAAGAUUUCCACUCUGAGUAUCAAGUAAGGAAUAACAAAUUGGAACAAUAUUUCCCUAAACUUUUAGACUUAAUUGAAAAUGUAGACUUCAGGCAACAAGCAGAAAUAUGUUCAAGUACAUUAUAUUCUCUAUUUAUAUUAUAUAUGGAAUUAAGAACAGAAGGUCCAUGGAAUACAGACAACACUAAAGCCCAGGAUUAUCCAACAAAAUUAAACUGUGCAUUUGAAAACAAGUAUAAUUUAAAAUUUGAAGAUAUUCUGCUAAAAGAUGACUUUUACAAAUCACAAGAAGUCUUUGAUAAAUGCAUUAAGGAAUUGCACCAGAAGAUGACAUUGGAUGACUUCAAGAAGUACCCUGGUCUUAUUGAGGUCUACUAUUUGAUAAUCAGCAAUGUUGAGAAAUACAAUGUUACAUUGAACCCGGUGACAGUAAUGCCUGUAGCUUUGCUCCUGGUAGACGAUUACAUCACUUCUAAUAAACUGAAGGGAUUGCAAUGUUGUUUAUUGAUUCUGGAGUGUUUGAAACCAAAUUGUUUCUCAACGGGAAAUUACUAUGAAGUUAUAUACAUGAGUUUCAAAAAGAACAUGCAUGAGAAAGAUAUUGAUGUGACAAAGGCUCUGUUUAAAUGUUACCCAUGUUUCUUGCCCAAACUCCCAUUAGAAGUGAAGAAAGCAAAGUUGGAUGAUGUAUAUUCAGGAAUCCUUGAUCAAUUGAAUAUUGAAACCAACUUACAUAGAAAAGUUAUUUGCUUCUACUUCACAACCAAAAUGAUUGAAAUGCACCAAAUACAUUGUGCCAAGAAGAGGAUUUAUAAGGAUAUCAUCCAUGACAGCUUAGACAUGUGUACUACUAAUGUAGCUGUUUAUGAUAUACUAUUUAUACCUGCGUUUGAGUGCCUGCUAGCUUGGAUAAGAAAUUGCUGGUGCACCUGGAACUUAGUAUCAGACCAGAAAAUAUUGGCUGUGUUGCUGAAAGUUCUCUAUGUGACCAGAGAUGAAAAAACAAAGCUACAAAUCCAGACUUUGAUGAUAACACUAAUUAGUUUGUGCACUUUAGAAGAACAGCACAUAAUAUACAACAACCUGGACUCAACUCCUGUGUCAUUACAUCGAGAUAGAGAUAUCAUGUUGAGGAUCAAAAUACUAAAAGAAAGUAUGAGAAUUAAUUAAAACAUUAUUUUAUUCCAAAAAUAAAUUCCAAUAAAGUAGUAUGUCUUAGUAAAAUCUUAGGUCAUACUUGUGAUGGGCAGAGGAUAAAUGCUCAGACGAUAAAAAGGGGUAAACUCGAGUGUCUAUACUGAUCAAACCCCAAGCAGUCACUGGUGACCGCUCACCACUAAUUCCAUUAACUUGUCGAGUACCGGUUUUGUAGACACAAUUAUAGAACAAU
Spodoptera litura is the source of this 1689-nucleotide messenger RNA. RefSeq lists its product as uncharacterized. Lineage: Eukaryota; Metazoa; Arthropoda; Insecta; Lepidoptera; Noctuidae. The record is from RefSeq and is a predicted model, not a curated record.